AUGAGCGAAGGCACGCGGAACACGCGCCAGUUCUACGGAUCGUCGAGCGGCGGUGGUGGCGGCGGCGGAGCUGGCAUUGGGGAAGGGAGGGACGGCCGGGAUGGCGGCGGCGGCGGUGGCAUUGGGGCGGCGCGGGGCAGCGGCGUGAACACGGGGAUCCUGGACGAGCACGUGCUGUCCCUUGUGUUCCGGUCGAUCAACUGGGACCCGCAGGCGGUGUGCACGGCGGCGUGCGUGAGCCGGCGGCUGCGCGCCGUCGCGGAGCGCGUGCUGUGGCGGGAGCUCUGCAUCUCCCGGGCUCCGAGGAUGGUGGCAUCGCUCGCGGGAGCCGCGGGGGGCGGCGGCGCGGCGCCUCCGCCGGGGCGCAUUGUCGGCGGGUGGCCAGCGCUCGCGAAGAUGCUCUUCUUCUGCUGCGGCGCAGCGGGGUCGGGGUCGGGGGUGCCGGGGCACUUCACGCGGAUGUCCCGCUUCUCCAAGACGUCCGGGCGGAGCUUCCUGUCCAGGCGGUGCAGGGGCGACAUGCUGUACGUGUCCGACCCGUGCGAGCACGCGGUGGCCGGCGCGGCGGAAGACCUCGGCGCCUACCGGGGCGUCUUCCGCGGGUUCAUGCGGUCCCGGACGCGGGCCUGCCUGGUGGGGCGCCAGGCCGCGCUGGACCCGCGCGUCCGCUGCCCCUACUGCGGUGCGCGCGUCUGGAGCAUGGCCGCCGCCGGGAUGGUGCCGCGCACCGCGUGGCGGAGGCUUGGCUGCCUCGAGGGCCGCCUCGAGUAUUACGUCUGCGUCAGCGGCCACCUCCACGGCAGCUGCUGGCUCGCCCGCCUCACCUCGAGCGAAGGCGAGCACGACGGCGACUCCGGCUCCGAAUCCGACGCGUCGACACAAGGUGGCAGCGAGGACGAUGGGCAUGUCGCCCUGUGACUCCGGUCCAUCCGCGGAUGGACCACCUCACCGCCACCAUGUGCGCCAUGGAUUUAUUUUUGUUUUCAAGAGAGGAUGGGAUAGCUCAUAGCUGCUCUGCUUUGAGGCCUAGGAGAGGCUAGAUUCACCGUUCCGAGCACGAGCGUUCUGCAGGACGGGUGUGUGCGCUCAGAGUUGGCUCGGUUCAGGGCUUCUUCGGCUGUGUACUGUCGUUGCGAGUUUUGAUGGGGUUUAACUUCGUUUUCGUUCGUUGAGGUGUAAAACGUUUUGUCGGCGGCCAGGCGACCUCUGUUCCAUCUUGAAAGC
This is a messenger RNA of Oryza brachyantha (malo sina), 1224 nucleotides long. Its product is annotated as EID1-like F-box protein 3. The coding region runs from base 1 to 918 and encodes 305 amino acids. Gene Ontology annotation, molecular function: protein binding. The record is from RefSeq and is a predicted model, not a curated record. NCBI's taxonomy places the organism in Eukaryota, Viridiplantae, Streptophyta, Magnoliopsida, Poales, Poaceae. The transcript has a single exon.